Molecule: messenger RNA, 1527 nt
Organism: Fusarium falciforme
Lineage: Eukaryota; Fungi; Ascomycota; Sordariomycetes; Hypocreales; Nectriaceae
Product: Adenylosuccinate lyase
Exons: 17
Coding region: 1-1527 (508 amino acids)
Biological process (GO): 'de novo' AMP biosynthetic process
Cellular component (GO): cytosol
Molecular function (GO): N6-(1,2-dicarboxyethyl)AMP AMP-lyase (fumarate-forming) activity; (S)-2-(5-amino-1-(5-phospho-D-ribosyl)imidazole-4-carboxamido) succinate lyase (fumarate-forming) activity
Source: RefSeq, a predicted model, not a curated record
AUGUCCGAGGAUCACCAGAAGCAGAUCGAGGAGCUGCAGCAGCAGCUCCAGAAGCUCCAGGCUCAGAACAACCCCCAGUACGAUGGCUACCAGACCUCUCUGACCACCCGCUACUGCAGCGCUGCCAUGUCGAACCUCUUCAGCCAGCGUUCCAGACAUUCGACCUGGCGCAAGCUUUGGCUGGGUCUUGCUGAGAGCGAGAAGGAGCUCGGAAUUGACACCAUCUCCGCCGAGGCCCUUGAAGAGAUGAGGGCUCAUCUCACCGUCACUGACUCGGAUUUCGAGGUCGCCCGUGUUGAGGAGAAGAUUCGUAGACAUGAUGUUAUGGCUCACGUCCAUGCGUUCGGAGCCGUGGCCCCAUCCGCUGCAGGGAUCAUUCACUAUGGCGCAACCAGCUGCUUCGUCACUGACAACGCCGAGCUGAUUCUUAUGCGAGAGGCCAUGGACCUUCUUCUCAAGAAGCUGGCCAAGGUCAUUUCGAACUUGUCUGCCUUUGCUCUGAAGUGGAAGGGGGAACCUACCCUUGCCUACACCCAUCUUCAGGCUGCUCAGCUGAUCACCGUCGGAAAGCGAGCCGCUCAAUGGGUCCAGGACCUCAUGUUCGACCUUGAGAGCAUUGAGCAAGUUCGAAAGGACCUCAAGUUCCGAGGUGCUCAAGGAACCACUGGAACACAGGCCUCGUUCCUGGAGAUCUUCCAGGGUGAUUCUGCCAAGUGCGACAAGCUCAACGACCUCCUGUGCGAGAAGUUCGGAUUCCCUGCUUGCUAUGACGUGUCCACCCAGACCUAUACUCGCAAGGUCGACCUGGUUGUUGCCAACGCCGUUGCUGGCCUUGGUGCCACUGCACAGAAGAUCUGUGGAGACAUCAGGCACUUGGCUCACUGGAAGGAGAUUGAGGAGCCCUUCGAGAAGUCUCAGAUCGGAUCUUCGGCUAUGGCCUACAAGAGAAACCCCAUGCGCUCUGAGCGAGUGUACAGUCUGGCUCGUGAGCUGAUGUCCAAGCCCACCAACUUUGCCAACACCCUUUCCGACCAGUGGGCGGAGCGUACACUCGACGACUCUGCUAUUCGCCGUAUCGACAUCCCUGAGAUGUUCCUCCUCGCCGAGGCCAUCCUCAUCGGCCUCGACAACAUCUCGGAUGGCCUGGUGGUCUACCCCAAGCGAAUUAACGCACGUGUCCAAGAGGAGCUUCCUUUCAUGAUCACCGAGACUAUCAUCAUGAGACUGGUCGCCCAGGGAGCUUCGAGACAGGAGGCCCAUGAGGAGAUUCGUGUCCUUUCCCACGAGGCCGGCUAUGAGGUCAAGAAUGAGGGCAAGCCCAACGACCUGGUCGCUCGCAUGAAGAGCAAGGACUUCUUCAAGCCCAUCUGGGGUGAACUAGACAACAUGCUCAAGGCCGAGCUUUACACUGGUCGCAGCGCAGAAAUUGUUGACAAAUACUGCGGUCCUGGAGGCCCGGUGGAGAAGAGGCUGGCUCCCUACCAGAAGCACAUCCAAGAAUCUGCUACUGCGCAGCUGAAUGUCUAA